AUGGUCCGCCACAAAAAGGACUUUGCCGGCCGCGGCAAGAAAUCUGGUUACCGCGGCGGCGGCGCCAGCAGGGGACCACCCCGCCAACACCAACACCAACACGACGGCGACGGCGACGACAACGACGCCUCCUCGCCCGGCGCGUCCUCGCGCCCGGCCUUCAAGGCCGCCUGCUGGGACCUGGGCCACUGCGACCCCAAGCGCUGCUCCGGCAAGAAGCUCAUCCGCCUGGGCCUCAUGCGCGACCUGCACAUGGGCCAGCGCCACAACGGCGUCAUCAUCACCCCCAACGGCAAGCAGGUCGUCUCGCCCGCCGACCGCGACCUCAUGGACCAGUACGGCGCCGCCGUCGUCGAGUGCUCGUGGGCCCGCACCAAGGAGGUCCAGUGGAACAAGGUCGGCGGCAAGUGCGAGCGCCUGCUGCCCUACCUCGUUGCCGCCAACACGGUCAACUACGGCAAGCCCUGGCGCCUCAACUGCGUCGAGGCCCUCGCCGCCGCCUUCUACAUCUGCGGCCACCCGGACUGGGCCGAGCAGAUCCUCGCGCCCUUCUCCUACGGCCGGUCUUUCCUCGACAUCAACGGUAGCGUCCUGAGACGCUACGCCGCCUGCGCCGACGCGGCCGAGGUGAAGAAGACGGAGGCGGAGUGGAUGGACCGCCUGGAGAAGGAGUACGUCGAGAGCAGGGAGCAGGGCGGCGACGACAUGUGGACGAGCGGCAACACAAAUCACAUGCCCAUGGCCUCUUCGGAUGACGACGACGACGAUGAUGAUGAUGACGAGGACGAUGAAGAUGUGCACUCCGACGUCAGCGUAGACGGCAUAUACCUGGGCAAGCGGCCCCUCGACCCGAAACCAGGAGAAAUACCCGCCGCGCACGGGGAACAAAGUCAAAGAUCAAGGGACCAGUUCGACAUCUCCGACGACAGCGACGACGAGGCCGCCAUGGCCGAGAUCCGCCGCAAGGUGCUAGCCUCCAAGACGUUUUCCAACCCCAACCCCGACCGCGACGAUGAGCACCACCACCACGACCCUGAGGCGGCCGACCGCGACAGGAAACCGGCGACGAUCCCGCGCCCCCAGCAGCGGCACCAGUACAAGGCCGACUUCGAGAUCCGGCCGGACUCUGACAACGGCGAGGACAGCGACGGGAGCGGGCUAGGCGGCGGGAACGACCGUGACGAGGACGACGGCGACGACGAUGAUGAGUUUGACAACAUCAUCGAGGCGACGCCCGUGACGGACAAGAUUGGGCUGGCUAAGCUGGAGAAGGAGCGGAGGCAGGCCACCACGACGAGCAGGACGUACUCCUCCAAUGUCGUGUCUGCGCCGAAUAGAUGGUAA
This is a messenger RNA of Purpureocillium lilacinum, 1344 nucleotides long. RefSeq names its product ribosome biogenesis protein tsr3. The record is from RefSeq and is a predicted model, not a curated record. NCBI's taxonomy places the organism in Eukaryota, Fungi, Ascomycota, Sordariomycetes, Hypocreales, Ophiocordycipitaceae. Gene Ontology annotation, molecular function: rRNA small subunit aminocarboxypropyltransferase activity. Gene Ontology annotation, biological process: maturation of SSU-rRNA.